AUGGCAUCUGUUCCGUCAGCCUCUGUCUUCUCAUUGCCAAUUCCAUCAUGGCAGCAACCCCAGAGUGCGCGCGUUGCCCGGUGUGAAUCAAGGAAGCGUAAAAAGGACUAUGAUGACUGGGGCAAUGAAGAUGACGUGAUUGAAGGUGAAACAACUGAUGCUGGGUCAGAAUUUGCACCUUCUGCACCAUCAGUAAUCUUGUCGCCGGAAGAGGCCCACCAAUAUCGCAUCGCCGGCCUCUCUUUUGACAAAGAGCUACCAGGCGGUCAAUUUCCACACGCUCCUGUCAAACACGAGGCUGCUAGCAGCCAAAGGAAGAAUGAUAUUCUUAAAGGACUAUCAUCGUUGACGCCUCCGAUAUACCCACCACAGUCUGCGGCUUACCAAGGUAAUGCUCGACUGCAGCAUCUCGCUGUCCUCUCCGCUAUCUUGCAUCGUUGUCUUCUUAAUGGCGACUACAUACGUGCUGGGAGAGCGUGGGGAUUAAUCCUUCGUGAGGAGUUCCAUGGAACACCAAUCGAUGUGCGUACUGAUAAUAGAUGGGGUAUUGGUGCUGAAAUAUUGCUCCGCCGAGGCCGUCAGCUUUCUGACACCGCAUCGGAGGAAGCCGGAGAUGAACCAAAAACGGAGUCCUCCAAGCUUUGUUUUACGAGAAAAGGGUUCGAAGAUGCCAAAGAAUACUAUGAGAGACUCAUCAUCCAAUACCCAUUCCGGAAGGUUGCCCCGGAUUUUACUAGUUCAUUACACUUUUAUCCAGCAAUGUUUGGGCUUUGGGUUUAUGUUGCGCAGGAGGAGAGCAAGGCGGCACGGCAAGAUAUCUGGAAUCGUCGUGAAGCUGCGUCCAGGGAAGGCUCGGAGGAUGAGGAUGCAGCAUUCAAUUCAGAAAGUCACGAUGACUCGAGACAGAAAACACAGACUCUCGUUGCAGAAGUAAGGGCUACCGAGCUAGGUGAAGCACAGAAAAUUGCGGCAAGAAUGGAUGAAGUUCUUGUUUCUCCACCUUAUUCGGAUUCUCCCGAGUUACUAGAACUCAGAGGCAUGAUUUCCCUCUGGAUUGGUGACCUGUUCGUGUCCUGCUUGACCCAACAAGAGAAAUAUAUCGACGAAAUCGAUGACAGUGGCCUAGACCCUGCGGAAGUGUUUCAAGGCUCGAUCCAAACAAGGCGAGAGCAAAGACUUGCAGCCGAGAAGAAACAAGCCGAGGUUGACAAGGCUAAAGAAUUUGGAAAAGCGAAACAGCGUAGCAAAGGGAUGGCUUCCACGCUUGCGAAUCUACACAUUGGCGACAAUGUUCGCUCGACGGAUCCUGAUCAUUAG
This is a messenger RNA of Aspergillus alliaceus, 1317 nucleotides long. RefSeq lists its product as uncharacterized. The transcript has a single exon. The record is from RefSeq and is a predicted model, not a curated record. Gene Ontology annotation, biological process: nucleolar large rRNA transcription by RNA polymerase I; transcription initiation at RNA polymerase I promoter. NCBI's taxonomy places the organism in Eukaryota, Fungi, Ascomycota, Eurotiomycetes, Eurotiales, Aspergillaceae. Gene Ontology annotation, cellular component: RNA polymerase I core factor complex. Bases 1 to 1317 code for a protein of 438 amino acids. Gene Ontology annotation, molecular function: RNA polymerase I general transcription initiation factor activity; RNA polymerase I core promoter sequence-specific DNA binding; TBP-class protein binding.